UGAUUGGUUAGCACAGAGAAGAAGUUGUGGCGGAAUAUCAACUGUUUUUAAAGAGCGGUGGAUAGUGUAUUGUGAAAAAAGGGGUUAAAAAUAAACAUUUGAAUAAUGCCGAUGUAUUAAAAUAUCGAUCAAGUAUCUGUAUGUGGUCGAUAAGUGCGAAUUCUGAGACGAGUCGCGCUGCAAAGGUCCGAAUCUAGCGUUAACGAUUAUGGCCGUUGUUGGGAGUUGCAUUCUAGCACGAUCCCAGUUGGCCUAGUACCGCUUGGAAGCAGAGUUAAACUCGACGACUCGACGCGUUAGAUUAUUGACGUGUUGGCCCGCUGUUUCUAUGCGAGAACGCUUAGGUUGUAGAAAAUUACAAUGCUGUGUUAAUGCAUUUUUAAGUAAUGUUAUCAGCUUCAACUUGCAAAGAGAAAAAUGUAAAAGGUACCCAGAAAAGAUAUUUAAACAAGCCUCUUUACAAACAAAAGUUUUACUUGGACGUAAAAAAUCGCGCGGUUGCCUCUAAACUCGAAGCAAAAAUAAAGGAGUUAGGAGGGGACAUUGAAUUAUUCUUAGUAAAAGAUAUAAAGGGCCUUAUAACCGAUAAGGACGACUUGGGUGUUACAAACAAUAAACUUUUUAUUCCAAAGACGCCCCAACCAGGUUCAAACCAGUCAUUCUUCAAUUCUCCAAUUGGAAAUGAAAAUGAUAAGGCUAGACCGAAAACUCGAGCAGAUGCUAUGCUUGCAAAAGCAAGAGUACAAUCCUCUGUAUCAACUAAAGAUCCUCUGGAAGAAGCAAAAAGUUGGGGAAUUUCUAUACUUUCCGUCGAAAAGGCAUUUGUCUGGUUAGAUAAGGUGGAAUUGUCAGUAAAACUUUCUUUGGAAAAGAAAAAAUUGAAAGCUAUUGAACUUAAAACUCCCUACCUUAAAUUUGAGGCUUUUGACAGGAAAACGCGUCCGGUGUUUCAGGAGAUCCCGAACUGGCCCAGUUUCAACUUAAACGGCGCAAAAGGGGAGCCCGCGUUCAUAUGUCGCUCUCUCCGGGAGCACACCAUGACCCGUAAGACGCGUGCCCAAAACGCCAAGACCAUAAAUUUGCUUCAACCGGGCUAUUGUGAGGCCUGUCGGGUCGAGUACGCUUACCUGGAAGAGCAUCUUAAAAGUGACGAACAUCAAAACUUUAUCAACGACUCGGGCAACUUUAAGGAGCUCGACGACCUUAUUAACGACGGGUGCAACAUUAGCUCUUUUUUGAAAGUUAAUGGUGCUAGUUUGGGAAAAUAUCCAGAUAGAAACAAGUGUGCUUCGCCAAUAAAAACCACUGUAUCUCUUAAAAAAAUGCCCAGGACUAGAACUAGUAUAGUCUGUGAUAAACAAAAACCUCUCAUUUCACCUACCGGAAAUGAUUCAAGGCACAAUUUAAGGACAAGAAGGAAAAAUUCUGUAUAUAAUAGUAUCAGUUCGGGAUGCGAAGAGGAAGUCGUCAUAAAACCUGUACGAGAAUUAAGAUCAAGUACAAGAUUAUCUGCGAUGACGCCAAAGGGCAAUUCGAUGGAAGAUAGCGACACUUGGAGUUCUGGAAGACCAAAGAGAUCCUGUAUUAAACAGAAAAGGGUUUCAGCUGAUGAAAGGCUUGUCUUUGAUAACAAAACUUAUUACAGGGUUGAAGUUUUAUCAAAUAAGUUGCGUUCAAGUGCAGUUCCUCUAAGGGGCCCUGAAGCGCCCAAAAUCCAACCGAAUAGCGAGGAGGGCCAGGAAGAUAAAGGUUUAAUAGUGAAAUUUCGGAAAAUGAGGUAUUCUGAACUCGCCCGUUUAAAUGACGAAGCAGAAAACUUUCUGUUUCCCAGAAGAGAUGAAUCUAGCUCAGAAGAGGACGUUGACGACGAUGCUCCACAUUCAACGCAAAGUCCAAGGAAAGAUGAAAGUUCGGUUCUUCUUUCCAGUGAAUCUGAUACCAAAAUUAGUAGAAUUAAAAACGAAGAGGAACAUUCUAUGGAUAGUAGCUGUUCUGAGCAUUCUGUUGGCCGAAAAAAGAAAAGGAGGACGCAGGCAGAGGCUUUUAUAGCUGAUAAUCAAAAAUAUUACAAAUUUGAAAUGCCAGGGUCUAGAUUAAGGUAUCAAGGAUCUUAUUUGUCACCAAUUGGUGCCAAAAAUAAUGGGGAGUGUUUAGUGAAUGAUAGAGGUAGUAAAUCGGAGCAGAAAGAGGAAUUUAAGGAAGCGAAAGUCGAUUUAAAUGAUAUACAGUUUUCAUUCGAAACAGUACCAAAAAGUGAACCCUGGUAUCAGACAUUCCAGAGGCAAGACAACGGAGAAGAGUAUUAUUACUGCAAUUUUAGCGAUUCAGGGUAUUGGAAACCGUUCAUUCUUCCAUAUGAAAUAGGCCCAUUACCACCAGUGGAUCCUCGAAUAUGUAUAAUGGCUUACAGACAAUCUCAAAAGCAGGCAGAAGAAUCGACUACGCUCAAAGAAAACCACUUUAUCCCACCUGAAUCUACGUCUCAAGGUGGUGGAUCUACUGCCGCAUCUCCUGUUAAACCUGAACCGGCUCAAGUAGAAAAUAUUUCUAAAGAAACUUUCGUGCAAAGUGACCGUGAAAUAAAAGUGGAACAUACGACUGAAAUUAAAAACAAUAAUUUUAGGAAACCUGGUCGUCGAAGAAAAGGAAUUUUACUUCCCAGUCGUAAUCCGAGGAAGUCACCGAGACAACACGCCUCCACCUUAGCCAUUUUAAGUAGUCUAAUACAUCAGAGAAAAAGACGAGAGGGUAAAAAUUCGAGAAGUCCUGAUAACAGCAGUAGUAUAACAACUUUAUCUAGCAUACCAGAAGAAAGGAAAAUAACAAAAACGUUAAACGAAAUUGAACUAGAACAAGACUACGAAUCGAUAGCGAAAAGCAUCGACGAAGUGUUGUCUGCCUCCUUAGAAGAGACUCCAGUUAAUGUUAAUUUAUUGAGGGAAGAAAAUUAUAAUGAAGAGGUAAAGUUAAAGCAUGAAAUGGGAGCCUUGGAUUUAUUAGAAGACUAUGCCAACCACAUACAGAAACAGAAUCAACAGAAAAUCGUCGAAAUAGAUAAUUGGCCGGCCAAAGUGUCUCCAGGUCGUAGAUGUGGCAGGAAAAAAAAGAAAAAUCGAACCGGUUGGCCUAACAAGAACAGACGAGUGUAUUUGAAGAAGGAGGACAAGGAAGACAACGAUCUGUCGGAACAAGAGAGCAUGAUCGAUUCGCCUGGCGUUAAUCAGGACUCUGAGGACGCUGAAGACGAUGAAACGAACGGUCUAAACAAUCACAAGACUGCAGUGAAUUCGAACUGUAAAUUCGACGAACAGUGUAUGAUUAAUAGUAAUAGUAGUAGUAGUGGCGCUAAUGUAAAUAAUAACGAACAACAGAAUGGAGACAAGCAGGGUACAAUUACUACCAUGACGAUGACAAACGGGCCUUUAUCGGAACCGAAACGUUUGGACGCCAAGUGUCGAGAACAACGUAAGUCGUCGAGUGACUUUUGCGCUGAAUUGGUCGUGGUUAGUGUUGGGGAAAAGAUAACGGACGGUGGUGGUGUUAACGUCGAUUUGGACAAGUGGGAAAGUGCCGAAAAAGUUUUAAAUGCGCGUCUAUCGAACAGCGACACAAUAACAGCCGAUAAACAAUUGCAACCGAUUGUACGCGUUGAAAAACUUGAAGGAGGCGCGACGACCACGUUAAAACGUGAGAGACAGAGCAGUUUGUCACCGCGACGAACGAACAAACGACCGCGUCGCAUGCCUGCCUCGCCGAAGUCGCCUCGUAUACUCAGGAAGCCCCGCGGACGAUGGUAUCGCGAACGAUUUUGAAAGGGCGCCCACUUGGAAAACAUCCCCGUCGAUUUAUUGUGUCAAUGGGUAGAAACACUGUUGCAAUAUCAGUAUUCGUUUUCGAAUAUAAGUGACAUAUAUAAGAAAAAGAAUAUAGCCAGAAAAGCUAACACGUCAGAGUAUAACGUUUAUACUGUUUUUAUUUUAAAUAAAAAGCUUUACAACU
Agrilus planipennis (emerald ash borer) is the source of this 3999-nucleotide messenger RNA. It is a transcript of the gene chif, whose product is annotated as protein chiffon. The record is from RefSeq and is a predicted model, not a curated record. Lineage: Eukaryota; Metazoa; Arthropoda; Insecta; Coleoptera; Buprestidae. Gene Ontology annotation, biological process: positive regulation of nuclear cell cycle DNA replication; regulation of cell cycle phase transition. Bases 387 to 3812 code for a protein of 1141 amino acids. Gene Ontology annotation, molecular function: protein serine/threonine kinase activator activity; zinc ion binding; nucleic acid binding. Gene Ontology annotation, cellular component: Dbf4-dependent protein kinase complex; nucleus. The transcript has 11 exons.